AAAAAGCCACAGCUCUGCCCACAACCAUGAUGUAACUUUUCCAACAUAUAUAUGGAGGGCAUGUUACAUUUAGGCAGUAGAUCUUUACUUGAGAUCUCUGCUAACAUCAUUUACUUAUUCUAAAGAAAAGGUGAAAUUGCUUGGAAGAUGCCCGUUCUGCAGGUGUUCAGCAUGGUUCUGCUUGGCAUAGCCUUAGUAUACUCCACUGAGAUAUGUUAUGAGACAGACUAUACCCUCAUCAAGUGUGGAGCUCCAGGAAAAGAUGGGCUACCGGGCACACAUGGCAUAAAUGGGUUAAAUGGGGAAAAGGGAGAGCGAGGUCCAAUAGGACCAGCUGGGCCUCCUGGUCUUGAUGGACGUCCAGGACCAAAAGGUGAACAGGGACCACAAGGGGAGAAAGGCGAAAGAGGAGAUAGUGGAGCUUCAGUGCUUGAAGUUCUUAAACUCCAACUUGGUCUUUUGGAUGGAAGAAUCAUGAAAAUGCAGUCCAACAUGGUAUCACUUAGGAAAGCAUCCACAGAAAGAAUAGACUUGGCUAUUCUUUUUGCGGAUUUUGCUUCGAGACGGAGCAUUUCCGAGCAGUCCUAG
This is a messenger RNA of Hyla sarda, 588 nucleotides long. RefSeq names its product mannose-binding protein-like. NCBI's taxonomy places the organism in Eukaryota, Metazoa, Chordata, Amphibia, Anura, Hylidae. The transcript has 5 exons. The coding region runs from base 148 to 588 and encodes 146 amino acids. The record is from RefSeq and is a predicted model, not a curated record.